Messenger RNA from Acanthaster planci (crown-of-thorns starfish), 5980 nucleotides. Its product is annotated as cytotoxic granule associated RNA binding protein TIA1-like. Gene Ontology annotation, molecular function: mRNA binding. Gene Ontology annotation, cellular component: nucleus. The record is from RefSeq and is a predicted model, not a curated record. NCBI's taxonomy places the organism in Eukaryota, Metazoa, Echinodermata, Asteroidea, Valvatida, Acanthasteridae.
CGGACACGUUGCUUUGCUCUGCGCAGUCGCAAACACACGACGACAUCGCAGCAAUGGAGUCGUAUCCUGAGUAUCAUUACCACCAGCAUACUAACCAUCAUGAUAACCAGGAAACUUGCGGGGAUUCGAUGCAGCGCACGCUGUAUGUUGGGAAUCUCAGCAGAAUUGUCACAGAAGAAUUCAUCGUUGCACUUUUCUCAGAGUUUGGACAUUGUACUUGUAAAAUGAUGAACGAAUUGAGGCGCAACGAAGGGGAAGGGGAGCAAGGAGGGAAUGACCCAUACUGCUUCGUAGAGUUUUCAGAUCACAAACACGCAUUAAAUGCGUUAGUAAUGAAUGGUAGAAAGUUAUUCGAUAAGGAUAUCAAAGUAAACUGGGCUACUACACCAAGUGCAAAAAAAGAUACCAGUGUUCAUCGUCAGAUCAUUUCAGGUCAUCAUCAUAUAUUUGUUGGUGAUUUAGACCCUUCUGUAGAGACAGCUGAUCUCUAUAAUGCCUUUUCCGUUUAUGGAACUAUUUCAGACACACGCGUUGUGAGAGAUCCCACAAAAGAAAACCGAUCAAAGGGAUAUGGGUUUGUCUCCUUUGAAAAGGAAGAAGAAGCCAAAAAUGCCAUCAAAGCAAUGAAUGGUAAAUUUCUUGGUGGCAAAAUCAUCCGUACAAACUGGGCAGUACGUAAACCUUCAGAGCAGAAAAUAGAGACAAAGUCACAUGAGGAGGUGUAUAAUCAGGCAAGUGUCAACAAUUGUACAGUAUACUGCGGUGGUAUUCAAAAUGGGAUGUCAGAAGAAUUACUACGCCAAAGGUUUCAGGAGUUUGGUACCAUACAGGAGAUUAGGCAAUUUCCAGAAAAAGGUUAUGCAUUCAUUCGAUUUGCAUCUCAUGAUGAAGCCACUGCAGCCAUUGUUGGUGUGCAUAGUCAGCUUGUUGGCAACUACAAAGUCAAAUGUUCGUGGGGGAAAGAAACGCCAUCAGAGCCAUCAGCUCAUGUUCAGCAGCAACAGCAGUAUGCAUAUCAAGGCUUUGCUACCUACCCGCAGCAAGCUGUACAGCAAACACAGCAACCUAGCCAACCAUACGUUCACUAUUUCAACCAGCAGUUUCCUGCUGGACAACAACAGCAAUAUCUGCAGAUGACGCCCUCAACACAGGCCACAUACUACUAUAACUAUCCACAAGCGUCAGGUAUGGUUAUGCAAGGGCAGUAUGUACAGAGCCAGUACCCCCAAGGACAAACUGUUCAACAGACUCAGUAUGCUCAACAGACCCAACCCAUUUCAGCUCUUGGACAAGGCAUGGCUCCAAGCAGAGGGCUCAUGACGCCUAACUCAUCCCAAGGAAAUUAUAUGCAUACUGGCUUCCCAACUCAAUAAACAGAUAUCUCCCUCCCUGAACACCCCUAGGGUGGAGGGCAGGAUUCCCCCACCCCAUCACCUAUUGCACUCAAGGAUUAGACUCAGAACUUUGAUAUUGAGGAACUGGUUGGUGUCAUUGUUUGUGUCAGAAUUGGAAGAUAUGCAUCAUAAUAUUUUCAUUGAUAUGGAAUGCCUUAUGUUGGGUUGAAUGAUCUGCUGUGUUUUAAAAAUAGACACUUUUCAUUUACCUCAAUCUUACAUUGAGUGCAUUUGAUCAUGUGAUUUACAUUACAUAAUGUGCUUGUCAGAUGGUAAAAUAAAAAGCUCCAUUAGUGAGACUGUAACAUCAGAGGACAAGUCAUCUUAUAUCCUGACAUGUCUAAUGUAUAAUCACAUGAUUUGUCAGGUGGUUAGAUGAGAAUGCAGACAGCUGUGCUUGAAUUUGGCCAGUUAUGAUUGGUCAAGUUGAUCUAAAUAUGUCAAAUGAUUGGAUUGUAAAAUUCAGCUAAUACUGAAACAAAGAAAAAUUGGCUGAAAAUUGCCAAAUUGUGUAGAAAUAAAGUAAAGAGAGAGAGAGAGAGUGUGGUGAAUAUUGUAUAAAAGAAAUAACGUAAAGGAUUAAACAAAUAGUAGAGUAAAUAAAUCAAUGUGGGUGGUGGGUAAAAUGAACCUGUAGUGUGGGGGUCAUCCUCACAUUCUCAUAUAUACAGUAUGUGUAAAAACUGUUUGAAAUAAAAAGGGUUAUUUGUCAAUUUUUGGAUAUCGACUGAUGUUACUAGCUUGCCUGGGUUGAAGACAUCUCUUAACAGCAAGCAACAUAGGGAGAGACAUGCAGACGCUCUGUGUACUGUACUUUAGUUAUGUUUCUGGACAUUCCACACACUUGUACUUUUGAUACCUUGUCCUACAAUAUUUGUGUUAUGACCAGUUAGCUACAGUACCAUCUCUUACUGACAUGGUAUUUGAGAACUUUUGCAGACAUAUAGACUUAUUGCUGCAGUGUAUAGUGUUGAUUUUUCUGUUGCAAAAAGUAUGUCUAUACUGACGGAUGGAAAUUGUAGAAAAUCAUUGAUCAUAAUUUGGUUUGCAUUGUGCUUCUUCCAAUGCAAAGCCAAUUACUUCCACUGAAUACUUGUGGAACCUGCUGCUGCUCUGGAUUCAAGCCAACCCCCCACUUCUUCCAAACUAGGCUGAGUCUGUACUAGUAAGGAGGAGGUUGUAAGUUUGAAUCCCAUCUGAGCAAGCUUGUGAAUUUUUAUGGAACUCCCAGACCACACAGAAAAUAUAGUGUGAAUACAAGUCGCAGUAACGGCGAUUCCUAGUGUUGAAAACCUUUUGUUGAGACUGAGGGAAGUACAGUAUCCGGAGUAGGGAGAUUUUUUUCAAGUUGUUUGUGCUGUCUGAAACCCUGUUGUUUACAAAGACAACAAUUAUAUACCCUGGCAUUGUAACAAGAAAAAUGUCAUAAGUCACAUUUUAGUCAAGGAAUUAGCUGCUGUGUUGGAUAUUUAGACUGUGGGAAAUGAAAACAUGCUUUUGAUGAUUACAUUGCAUGUACUCUUUACUUGUAUGUAGCAUGUGUGUCUAUGUUCUUUGUAAUUUGUUGCUGUGGAAUAUUUGUAAGAUGUUUGUUACUGGAAGUUCCUGCCCUUUGUGAAAAAGCAUGACUUAUAUACAGCCUGGUUUUAUAACACUUGGUUUCUGAAAAAUCUUUUAUAUUUUGGAAUGGCUACCAUUAGGUUUGGAAAAAACCUCAGAAAAUAAACAGUUGAACUUGUGGAUUGUUUCCUUGCCAGAAUACAGGACGAUCACAAGUUACUCAGGGUAAGAACUACAACGUUCAGUGCCUUUUUGUUUUUUUCUCUCAUCCAUAUUGAAUAAUACUUCACAGUAUGGAUUUUAAAGUCUGAUGCUGCAAAGCUUUUAUUAAAGCAAGUACCCUCCAUGCCUAGCGUGUUAACUAGUUUAUUAGUCAUACCUGUGUGCAUUGUUUUGUCUCCUGUUUGGCCCUGUGUGUCCUGUUCUCAUAGCAACCUUAAUUGUGGGAUGGGUUGGUUUUUGAGGGAAUAUUUGUACUGAAUGUGGCAGAUUGCACUGUGAAAGAACAGGGCUGGUGAAAGAAUAGAAAUAAUUUUUUCCCACUCCCAAGAUAUUCUUGUUACAAUGCCCACUGUAAAUAACGUGAGUUACAAAGUCACAUUUAGAAGUAGAAAUAGCCUGUGUUCAGUUUAAAAACCUGCAAACUGUUAAAUAUAAACAGUAUGAACAGACAACAUUGGGUUCAUUAUGCUCUCUUUGCUGUGUAUGUUGAUACCCACAGCAAAGACAAAUAACUUUAAGUUAAUCAUUUCUCAAUUUCUGCCUUGCUUACCUACCAGCAAUUCUCAUACACAAAGUGAAGUGCUGCAAUUUUGUGAAGUCUGUCUUUUACAACUAUUCCACAAAUGCCACCAUCACCUUGUUUAUUACUUCUUUUUGAAAUCAGUUUCAAUAAUGCGGAAAAAUGACAUUGACUAAAAUAAUAAAUUAUGAGUUACAGGAUUAUGAGGAACAAACUCUUAAAUAUGGUCAUUAAUAUUCAUGAACUGAGUAACUAAUUUUUGAAGUUGGUCAUUAGAACUGAUAUGUUUAGUGUUUGUGACAGGAAUGUUUUGUAACAGUUGGGACCAUGUUUUUUUUCCCCCCAUUUUAAGAUGGUGUCGAAACUAAAUUUGAUGCCACAUCACCACAGUAUGCGCUGUGAAUAGUUGUUGGCUGUAAAAAAGGGGGAAAAAGGCAAGAGAGAAGGAUGAUUUUUAGGAUGGCAUUUAAAAUUCAUCCUCAGUUCUUUGUACUGGUGCUGUUGGUUUGGCCUAAUUUCAUGGAUUUCUUCACCUGUUUCUACAUCUGAGAACUCGGGGAAAACAAGUUGGAAGUAUAAACUUUGUUGUAUCACGUGCACAUUUUAUAAUUAAUUUUAUAAUUAAUUGCAACUUUGUGUGCUGGUAUGUUAAGAGCUAUUGCCUUAAGAAAAACAUCACUCAGUAUGACACAGCUGGAAAAAUAUGAUCAAUAUGGUCUGAUUUUUGACGAUGGAUUAGUAACGGAAACACUAAAUUAAAUAUUGGCUCUUACCAACUUUCAGCAAAUAAUUCAUUGGAUUUUUUUUAAUAAGGAGCAGAAUGACAUUUGGCAAUUGUAUAUUUCCUUGCAUGCCCACUUGGUCAGUAUAGAGGGGUUUAUCUAUUGGCAAGGAGAUGAAAUAAACUAAGAUGGAAUGGCAAAGAAUAGAAAUUACUGUUGUGUUCUGAUAAACGUAUCCACAAAUUAUCCUAGGUAAUGUUAACUCGGUGUAAUUAUCAUAUUGAUGUGAAAUGAGUUUGGUCAUCUUGAGAAUGGAAGUGCAUUUUUUGUUGGGCCAGCCCUCCCACAGCAAUCUGUGUUUGCUUAUCAUUAACUAAAUGCAUGAGUAGUUUUCGAUUUUUCUAUACAAGUUUUAUACUGUGGAGACUUCUUAUGCUCCUAGAAGCAGAUUACUGUCUUUUAAGGAUGGAUGGAGUAUUUUCUCAUGUGAAACGAGUGAUAGCUGUGACUUUGGGUGGGGGGAUGGGACAGGGUGUAUGUGGUUAUAUAGGAUUUGAUACAUGGUUGCAAAUUGUAAAACAUUUGUUCAAUGUCAUUCAUUAUGAAGGAUGUUGUGGUUGUGUGGGAGAGCUGGCCGGGAGUUUCAGAAGUUGGUAAUCAUCAGAACUGAUCUGUCAUGGAAAAUGAACACAAGGACAGUGAAUGUUUAUUGUAAUUAUAAAUUUUGCGUUAUGUUAAAAGGCAUCAAUUUCAAUCCCAGAUUUUGUUGUAACAGCCAAGCUUACUGUUGCAGUCUUUUACGUGUUCAAAGUUGUGAACUUGUGUUGCAUUGGCAUGGCAACUUUGGCCUUGCAUCAGAAUAGCAACGUGUACUGUUGUGUAGCGCCCUCUAGCAUUGAGUUAUUGGUAUAAAAAGUGAACAAGUUUUGGGUUUCAUAUACAUAUCUAAUUAGCAAUGUGAUUGGUCCCGUUCUGUGGUUUUUAGUUAAUGUAUCUUGAUUAUCAACAAUUGUACAUAUACUCAGUGUCCAUUGUUACAAAAAAUGUGUUGAAGUCCGUAAAUUCCACUGUGCUGAGUCACAAUGGAAGAAGUUCAUAAGGCAAAUGUAUACAUAAUGUGAAAUAUUUUAAGGGUGGGUGUGUUUUGGAAUGGUAGAAAGGGAGAUUUUAGUUAUAAACAAAAGUAGCAAGUAGAUUUGUAGCAGUAAACAUAAAACUGUCAGAAAGAAGUGUACAAAAUAUAAUAUUUGGGUUUAAACAAAAUGAGUUAGACCAGAAAUACAGUAACUAAAGAGUCCAAAUAAAGCAUUGUAAGAUGGAAAAAUGUUAUUAGGACUUUGGUGAUGAUGUUUCAAUAGUGUACAAAACCCUGAAUCGAAAUUGAUUGGAUUUUGGUUUCCAAUAUGGGGUGUAGUUAGCCAUAGUAAGAUACAUGUGCACUGAAUUAGGCUUAGCCAGCUAACGUCAGGGACAAAGUAUAAUAUGAAGCAAUUUCCCAAAACACUGGUUUUUGUAGAAUGAUGGGGUAUAAAGCAAAUAAAAAGGUAUAAUUUGUAAACAAA